Planococcus citri (citrus mealybug) is the source of this 492-nucleotide messenger RNA. Its product is annotated as E3 ubiquitin-protein ligase RNF180-like. The transcript has 2 exons. Gene Ontology annotation, molecular function: ubiquitin conjugating enzyme binding; ubiquitin protein ligase activity. Lineage: Eukaryota; Metazoa; Arthropoda; Insecta; Hemiptera; Pseudococcidae. Gene Ontology annotation, biological process: serotonin metabolic process; positive regulation of proteasomal ubiquitin-dependent protein catabolic process; norepinephrine metabolic process. Gene Ontology annotation, cellular component: endoplasmic reticulum membrane. The coding region runs from base 125 to 475 and encodes 116 amino acids. The record is from RefSeq and is a predicted model, not a curated record.
GAUAAUUUUGCGUAUGAGUAGCCGUCUUGGUUAACUAAAAGGUCGAUGGAUAAAACACGCAAAAAUGUGAUAAAACACACAUUUUUCUUCUUUUUUUUACGAUUAAUUAUGAAUUAUUUAAAUAAUGAGUAGCUCUUUGAAAUGUAGAAAAUGUCGAAACGUUUUAAUUAAUCAAGCCGAUACUUCUAUUCUCGACGUACACGGCAAAAUAAUCGAUAAAGUUGACAACAGUCUGAGCUACGAUUGUUCCGGGAAACUUUCAGAUGUUUGGUAUCUUCAAGAAACCGAGCUACCGGAAUGGAUUAUUGAAAUGAUAAACGAGGCGGAGUGGCAGAAGGGAAAACUGAAGUGUCCAUUUUGCGAAGCUCGAAUCGGCUCAUUUGAUUUUAUUUCGGGGCCAAAAUGCCCAUGCAGGAAACACUUAUUGCCUACUGUUCAUAUUGUUAGAAGUAAAUCUGAUGUUAUUCAAAAAUAAAGUCGAUUGUUACCAUC